This is a messenger RNA of Pristis pectinata (smalltooth sawfish), 2040 nucleotides long. RefSeq names its product phospholipase A2, group XIIA (gene pla2g12a). Gene Ontology annotation, molecular function: calcium ion binding; A2-type glycerophospholipase activity. The coding region runs from base 620 to 1180 and encodes 186 amino acids. The transcript is spliced from 6 exons. The record is from RefSeq and is a predicted model, not a curated record. Gene Ontology annotation, cellular component: extracellular region. Gene Ontology annotation, biological process: lipid catabolic process; arachidonate secretion; phospholipid metabolic process. NCBI's taxonomy places the organism in Eukaryota, Metazoa, Chordata, Chondrichthyes, Rhinopristiformes, Pristidae.
CCUCCCUGCAGAGCUCGGGGGACACAGAUUCUGCAUUCACUUCAAUCCGCUUUGUGUUCGCCCUAUGUCGAAGCGUUGUCCGACUUGCCUGUAGCCUCGCACAGACACUUAAUAUUUUAAACCUUGAUGUUUCUCGGACGGCGUCCUUUAGCGAUGAGAGAGGAGGAGCAAUGUUUAUGUCGAUCUUGAGCAUAGAACAAGAGAAUACAGAGCACACCAACUGAGGGAGUGGUGGAGAUAGUUCAGAAGAUUAUGGCAGAUGUGACCCUUCAUCCAACAUGACUUGCUAUUCUCAUCCAUGUGGCCAGCAGUGAUGUUCGUACACUUUGACAGCACUAAAGGAGUUAUCGAACCAAUACAAAUAUGCAAACAGCAUUCUAAAAUUUAAGGAAUAGUCAAAAGUUUAAUAGCUUAACUGAAGUCAGAGUGAGCCAGUUUACCCCGUCACUCGCUUCACUUUUGCUAUGCAGUGCCAACAAAUGCUUUUGAUUUGGACCUCUCUUCUAGUUCAAUAACAAUAGUUUUGAAUUGAUCUGUAAAGAAAGACACAGCAGAAAGCUUUGUGCAUUUUAGCUGAAAAGCUAAAGUGGAAAAAAUAUUCAGUAGAAUAAUUUUGAGCAUGCGUUUGCCGAUCUGUAUUUUUGUGGGAAUUAUUUUGAGGAGUUGUGGGUGCCAUUCAGAAGAUACAGACUUCAAAGAUUGGCGGGGAAAACUGAAAACAAUUCGGAAUGGAAUUCAUAAGAUUGACACAUAUCUGAAUGCAGCACUGGAUUUACUUGGUGGGGAGGAUGGGCUCUGCAAGUACAAAUGCAGUGAUGGAUCCAAGCCAGUUCCUCGUUAUGGUUAUAAGCCUCCUCCACCCAAUGGAUGUGGCUCUCCUAUGUUUGGAGUUCACUUAGAUGUGGGAAUUCCUUCCAUGACAAAGUGCUGCAAUCAACAUGAUCGUUGUUAUGAUACUUGCGGUAAUACUAAACAGGACUGUGAUGAGAUAUUUCAGUACUGCCUUUCCGUAAUUUGCAGAAAUGUACAGAAAACAUUAGGAAUGGAUGCAACUGUACAAGCUUGUGAGAAUGCUGUAGAAUUGCUUUUCAAUGCAGUUAUGCAUUUGGGAUGCAAACCCUACCUAGACAGUCAGAGGGCCUCGUGCAUGUGCGCUUAUGAAGAAAAAAUCGACCUCUGAUGUGAAGAUUGAGAAAAAACAAAUCUUUUAAAUAACAACCGACUGUGCUCAAUUAAUUUGAAAAUGUCAUAUUUUCUCAGGAGAACUUUAAUUAUGUCAGAUUUAUGAUAACAGAUUUUAUUGCGUGACAAUCUUAAAAACAAUGUUCAUUGUUUUUCCUGUGAAAUGUUUACAUAAUUUAAAAUUUGAAUUAUUACAAGUUACUACACCAGAUAUACACCUUAGUCCGAAUGCCCUGCAUAUUGCAGAUUCAUGGUCUUGCAUUGAAUUUAAUCUUCUCUUAAAUGGAGCCAUUAAAAGAUGAUGAAGUUCUUUUAAUCCUCCUCCAAUAUGAAGAGGAAAAAUCCAAAAACCAAAUUAAGAAACCAGUCUCAUACACCACCUAUUGGCAGGUUAUUGCAUGACAUUGCCACAUGACCAAUUUGAAAAUGAUUCUGGGCUUUGGCGAUCUUAAAAUCAGUUGCAGAAUUACAAAUGAAUUUCAUUUUAAAUGGGAACUGAAAUCAGGAUUAAUUUAAUCUGAACUAAAUAUGCCUUGCAUCAUGUAAUUAGACCCACAUUCUCAAGCCUACUACUAACAUAAGCAGCUUGUUUCUGUGAAUGCUAGAAAUCGGAACCUAUAAACACUCAACAUGUCAGGCAGCAACUGUGGACAAAGAUACAGAGCUGAGGUUUGGUUUAAAGUGGUUGACCUGAUUGUACUGGCUAGAAACUAUUCUCAUUGUAUUAUGAGAAUUGUGGAAUGCUAAGUUGAGACAUGAAUAUUGUCACUCGGGAGAACUGACAUUGGCAACCAGUCCUCAUCAUUGUGUGAUAGCUGGUGAGCAAUAAAAUGGAGAGAAAAAUGCAUUUCGAAUGAA